Austrofundulus limnaeus is the source of this 751-nucleotide messenger RNA. It is a transcript of the gene fkbp7, whose product is annotated as FKBP prolyl isomerase 7. NCBI's taxonomy places the organism in Eukaryota, Metazoa, Chordata, Actinopteri, Cyprinodontiformes, Rivulidae. The transcript has 4 exons. Bases 49 to 705 code for a protein of 218 amino acids. Gene Ontology annotation, molecular function: peptidyl-prolyl cis-trans isomerase activity; calcium ion binding. The record is from RefSeq and is a predicted model, not a curated record.
UCAUAAGAAGUUGCCACGAAAGCAGCUGAAGCCGGGCAGAGCAGCAGGAUGAGGACGUUUCUGAGCUGCGCCCUGUGCCUCCUGGUCUCCUCACAGGUCGGGUUCUGCUCCUUUUGGACCGCCUCGGAUGAGCCGGACCCAGAGGUGAAGAUAGAAGUUCUGUUCAAGCCCGAGGAGUGCACCAGAAAGAGCAAGAAGGGAGAUCUGAUUAACGCUCACUACGACGGCUUUCUGGCCGAGGAUGGUUCCCAGUUUUACUGCAGUCGGACGGACAAGGCCGGGCACCCGCAGUGGUUCGUGUUGGGGGUGGGACAAAUCAUCCGAGGCCUGGACGUGGGGAUGAUGGACAUGUGUCCCGGAGAGAAGAGGAAGGUCACCGUCCCGUCAGAGCUGGCCUUUGGUGAAAAGGGCAAAGGUCCGGUGCCGCCCAACGCCACCGUGGUGUUCGAGGUGGAGGUUCUGUCCGUGUCCCGCGGACCCCGCAGCAUGGAGGCGUUUGGACACAUAGACCUGGACCAAGACAGGAGUCUGACCAGGGACGAGGUGAAGGAGUACCUGAAGCUGGAGUACGAGAAGGGCGGGAAGCCGCGCGACGACCCGUUCUACGACAAGAUCAUYGCCGACAUUUUCCGCAAGAGCGACUUUGACCGAGACGGAGUGAUYAGCGCCAAGGAGUACAAUAUUUAUGAUCACGACGAGCUGUAAUCCCACGCUUAGGCUUUUAUAAAAUAAAAAUAAAAACAGAAACUCA